Nanorana parkeri is the source of this 2493-nucleotide messenger RNA. It is a transcript of the gene MEIOC, whose product is annotated as meiosis specific with coiled-coil domain. Gene Ontology annotation, biological process: male meiosis I; female meiosis I; mRNA stabilization. The transcript has 9 exons. Gene Ontology annotation, cellular component: cytoplasm; nucleus. NCBI's taxonomy places the organism in Eukaryota, Metazoa, Chordata, Amphibia, Anura, Dicroglossidae. Bases 1 to 2493 code for a protein of 830 amino acids. The record is from RefSeq and is a predicted model, not a curated record.
AUGGCGGCAGCUAUGGAGCAAUCGGCUGCCUACAGAUCCAAUAGUUGGUGCUGGAAUGGUGCAGAUACUGGCAGCAAGCUGGUGAACCUGUAUACCAAUAGUUCAAUUCCCAAACCUUCUUCCAGCCACAAUGCCUACAAACCUCAGGAUGAGGAGACCAUAGAUGUGCUUCGGGGUUAUGAGUCUUCAGUCCCUAGCCCGUCUAAUAAUUAUUCUACAAACUGGGCUUAUUCUUCCCUUCUCUGUUCACCUUGGUCUGUGUACUCUGAUGAGAUAAAACCAGGGACUGCAGCACAACUAAAUACAAAGUCCAGGAUACAAAGUGAAAAGAAUGAAUAUGGAAGUGAAGCUGACCUUUAUGGACUGGUAUCCAAUAUUCUUGAAGAACAAGACAAAGCUCAGCCCUAUUUUGCUGAUGGGAAAUGCCCUCCCACGUUGAAAUCUUCGUGGACAUUAGGUCUGAAUAGACUGUCUGAUCACCAGGGGCUGCCGUCAGACAUAAAGCAUGCCGAGGAUCUGGCAAUCCUACAGCAGGAUUUUCGUGGUUUGGAAUCUCUGCCCAGUACAGAGACACACAAGGCAAAGGAUUUAUUCCAUGAGCUUCCCGGGGUUGAACAGGAUGAUCGCUGGCCCCAUUUCUGUCUGAUGGAUAAUCCUAGCAGCUACAAUAUAAACCACAGAAAUGGCUUUAAGGAAAGCUCCCUGGCUAAUAACUGCCUGUCACCAGCUUCCAUGGUGCCUGAAACUCCCAAAGACCCCUUCCAGAAUAGAGAGCCAUUGGUUUCCUCAUUAAACAAGUACAGCUUUUACACAGAACCUGAUAGGUACGACAUGCUGAAUAAUAAUAAUAGAACCAAACUCAGUAAAAACCCUGUCCCAGGAUUCCAGGAAGGGAGAAGUUUAGCUAAUGUAACCUCUGAGCUGACAGGUUUGGAUGCUGAAGUCUAUGCUAAACUAAUCCAGGUAAAGCAGAGCUGUCACAAACCUAACAGUUUUAUGGCUGAUCAAAAUUAUGCCUUUUCAAAGGCCACAAACCAUAUAUCAGAUAGAUCAUUCAUGCCGGAAUAUGACCAUAAAUCUGAUUAUGGGAAGAAAACACCGGGGAUAGAGGGUGGUCACUUGCAGAAGUUGACUCAAAGAUAUGAUGUUCAGAGUGCUCAUGUUAUGAAGCCGACCAAUAUUUUGUGUACUGCCAACUCGGACUGGCCUUUAUGGAUGAACAGCCAGCCUCAUAGCAACUCUUAUCCUACUUUACCUGGGAGGCAGGUAAACAGCUUUUCAUCUGCCUCCCAGAAAGGCCCAGUGCUUGGGUCUCAUUAUUCCUCAACAUGCUCUCCUCUUGGGCCUGACAGCAAUUUUCAAAGCCAUCACAGUAAAAGCCCUGCAUAUCCUUCCCUUGAUUAUGGUUAUGGUAGUGACCAAACUAACGACAGGUUUGGCAGUACUAAAGGGGAAUGUGCGCUGCAAGUAGUCUCUGAAAAAAGGUUGGAACUAUUUAAUGGCUUGCAUGAGAAUGUAUUAAAUUGUAGUAAUUCUCAUGAAAACACUGGCAAGAGAAUCUACCAAGAUAAGAGAAUGCAGUACCAUGCAGAGCAGCUACACCCUGAAUACCUAGCUCGUAUCUAUCAAGGGAUUCUUUGCAACAGGCCAAACUGUAAAAACCAAAGACUAGAAAGUGGCGAUAAUAAGGCAAUGAGCAGCAGUAAAGCGACCUAUCCGCUUACUGCGUGUUCUCUCAAUGCAUUGAUGAUGGAUAACAUGGCCAAUAACUUAUCAUCCCUUUCUGCCACUCAUUUCCAAUCAUGUUUGUGUGACAAGACAGAGGCUUCUAACCUUCCCUUAAUGGACAGUUAUACCUAUAAAGAACUGGGCCAGAUGUAUCCUCAGAUCAGUGACCUUCUACAUGGAGAUAACUCAUUGCAGAACAUGGCACCUAUGCUUAGCAGUCAGAAGUCCACAAAGCUUCGAAGCAGGUCAGCAGCUCAACUUCAUCUGCGUUUGGAAGAGUGUUACCAACAAUGCAGAGCUCUGGAACAGGAAAGAAGGAAGACAGAGUGUGUCUUCGUGCAGGCUUACCCAGGGAAGACGCUGCCCAAUGUAAACAACAUUUGCAUUCCAAAACUUCCUGCAAAUCCCUCCAGAGUUGACCGCCUGAUAGUGGAUCAGUUGCAUGAACAAGCUAGAGUGGUGACCCUGGUGGGAAAAAUGGAGCGCUACUGCAGUGCGCCAUUUCACGCCAACAUAUCUACUGUUCUCGAUCUCUACCUGGAAACGAUUCACCUUGUUCAAGCCCGACGCAAGGAGGAGAUGGUGAACACUUCAGGGCGCCAAAAGCAUAAAAGGACUCACCCACAGGAUGACAGAGAUGUCUGUGCCCUUGCCAACUCGAUCAGGGAGCUGACUGUGGCGACUCGGAAAGUGCGCACAGCACUGUGGUGUGCCCUGCAGAUGGUAUUGCCUUUCCACCCCGGAAAAGCCCAUGAUAAAGGCUAA